This is a messenger RNA of Hydatigera taeniaeformis, 204 nucleotides long. NCBI's taxonomy places the organism in Eukaryota, Metazoa, Platyhelminthes, Cestoda, Cyclophyllidea, Taeniidae. The record is from the annotation of a GenBank genome assembly.
GCUGAGGCUAAGGCUGCUUCUCCCUCCAUCACCGCCUCAUUUCAGCACACUGGGGAGAGAGAGGCGGUGAGGUCAGGUGUACCCUGCAAGGGUGAGGCAUCCCUCUUCUCUGCAGAGGUGGGGCUGCCUUGCGCCGAAUUGGCUCAGGAGUAUGCGAAUGUGAGAAUGCGUGAAUCCGUCUUUGCAGUGGACUGGAUCACAUGA